AUCUCGAAUAGUAGUUCCUUGGCUUGUGAGUUUGCUCAUAGCUGUUAUCGCAUAUUGGAAGUGACUCCUCCGCAAAGGUAUCAGAAUUCUAAAGCAUUCUUCCCUUCACUCCCUGUUUAUUCACGUCGCUACUUUUUCUAUUAUACAUGGUUGGUUUCAACCCGAGGAAAACUAUGUCUCCAUAAGUGUGCGGUUGUGGUGUAGCCGGGUAUUUGCAUCUUUCGUGUGAAAUUCUGGUGUUGAGAGGAAAGCUUAACUUAUCUGAAGACUAUCUAUGGAGGGGGAAGAGGAUCAGGUGAAGAAGGAGAGGGUGGUAGAGGCAAGAGCAAGAAAUAUCAGCCACAAUGUCAGGUGUACAGAGUGUGGUAGCCAGUCCAUUGAAGACUCUCAAGCUGACAUUGCCAUUCUCCUCAGGAAGAUAAUGUCGCUCCAUUUACGAGGAGCAAUUGCAAAGAGCAAAAGGCCUAAAAUAUUUAAGAAAAGGUUGAUUGCCCAUGGUGCUCCAGCUUUUAUGGCCAGAGUUCGUGAUUACCAAUUGGCCGCUAAAAUAGAAAUAUUGAUGUUUUCCUAUUUCUUUAUUCUUGCAAGAUUAAUGUAUACUAAUUUGAGAUCAACGGCAUUGGAUUCAAGAGCUAGGAUUUUAUUUGGCUUAUAAUAAAAAAUAUGUAAAUUUACAUAGCUUUUGUAGUUUUGGUUUGCUCUCGGGCACAAGAUUCAUAGGUUGCCUGCUAUCAUAAAACAAUGAAGAAAGCCUUGCCGAGUUGAGCUGGAUGGUUUCCUGCUGUGGUUUGCGGCGCCGUGCAUUGUGAUCAGAGAGCCUCCUGCGACAGCUUCUCUUCGUUUCAUCAAAUUCAGACAAGCUAUGGAACCUACUACAAUGUUGACAAAAGCAGCUUGCUACACCUGUUGGGGUUUAAAGCUUAAAUGUAGCUUAAAAGAGGGUAAAUGGGAAAUGGAGUGAAAUUAAAAAUAUUUGAGUUUCCUCCUUGACAAAGGGACAUUGUCCCAUAUUGGAAGAGGAAAAGGUUUUGAUGGGUAUAUAUACAAUUGCUUGACUUCUAGCUCUUAAAGAGUUAAAAAGAAGGCAAGUCUCGCGUCAUCGUUGUCACUCGCUCGGUUCGGCUUUGGCUUCAGAUUCAGAUUUAGAUUUAUUCGGAUUUGGACCAAAUUUAUUUGUUAAUAGUAAAUAUUAACAGAAAUGUUAUUA
Molecule: messenger RNA, 1207 nt
Organism: Nicotiana tabacum (common tobacco)
Lineage: Eukaryota; Viridiplantae; Streptophyta; Magnoliopsida; Solanales; Solanaceae
Source: RefSeq, a predicted model, not a curated record